AUGUUCACCAAGACUCCAACGGCACUGGCCGCCUCUCCCUCAACAAUCGCAUUCCUCUUAAUCACAUUCUCCCAUCUCGUCCUGGCUCAGACUAUCGUCCCAACGUCCUCCUCGAACAGCUUUCCCGGCUGCGCACUCUCAUGUACCGUGCUGCUUCAAGCCCAGACCCUCUGCACACCACCCAACGUUGCAUCCACAAACCAAAUCACCUAUGAAAACUGCUUUUGCCAGAGUAGUUUGUUACAGGCGCUCUAUAGCACCCCCGACGCGAUCUGCGCGGGUGAAUGCACCAUUGAAGCCGAUCGCCAACAGCUGCAGAAAUGGUUCACGGGCUUUUGCGCACAAGUGGGUCAAGGCGUUGACCCGCUCACAUCCACCGCCGCAACGACAUCUCCCACCUCUACCAAUGCUGCGACCGUCACGAGGGAUUCUUCAGGAGCAGCCAACUCUGGCACAGGAUCUGCCUCCGGCUCGAAGUCGUCUUCCUCCCAUCAGGCAUGGAUCGAGGGGCAUUGGCGCUGGAUACUGAUGGUGGCCAUCCUGGCCGUCGGGUUCGCAUUUCUGGCAUGGCUCGCCGUGUGGUUGAAGCGUCGACACAGCAGAAAGAUCGAGGAGCGACGCGCUGCCGUCUCAGGCUUCCCGACGCCUUCGGAGAAACGAGACGGAGCUCGUUCUGCCACCCCUGAUAUCUGGGGCCCGCAUCAGCACAUGCAUUACACCAAAGGUUGGGAGUAUCAUGACGGCACCGAGCUGGCGGCAGGCGGCGCUCUCGCUGCGUCUGGGGAAAAAUCAGACAAGUUGGCCAAAAAGAUGUCGUCCUCGAACAAGGACACCCGUCAGAGUCGCGUGGACCGCUCAGGUGUGCCGGAAUUGGUCGUUCAUCCCGUCUCCUCAACACAGCCGUCGUCGAAAGGCAAAGGUAGGGCUACAGAUAGGGCCACUGAGCUCGACCACAAGGUUGAAGGCGAGGCAAGUAGAAGCCGAAGUAGAAGCCAACGUAGGGAACAUCAGGAUUAUGACGACGAUAUCGAAGCGAAGUACGAUUCAGAACACCAAAGGCGGCUCCGCGAGGUCAGGGGCACUCGGCGGAUGGACAUGGAGUAG
Exophiala dermatitidis NIH/UT8656 is the source of this 1104-nucleotide messenger RNA. RefSeq lists its product as uncharacterized. The transcript has 3 exons. The coding region runs from base 1 to 1104 and encodes 367 amino acids. The record is from RefSeq and is a predicted model, not a curated record. Lineage: Eukaryota; Fungi; Ascomycota; Eurotiomycetes; Chaetothyriales; Herpotrichiellaceae.